Messenger RNA from Aspergillus piperis CBS 112811, 1553 nucleotides. Its product is annotated as zinc-dependent alcohol dehydrogenase. Lineage: Eukaryota; Fungi; Ascomycota; Eurotiomycetes; Eurotiales; Aspergillaceae. The transcript is spliced from 10 exons. The coding region runs from base 174 to 1229 and encodes 351 amino acids. The record is from RefSeq and is a predicted model, not a curated record. Gene Ontology annotation, molecular function: oxidoreductase activity.
CGCUCACCAGGCUAUCAGUCCCGAUAGUAUUUAACUAUAGGUUCUGAUUAGCCUCCGGAUAGAUAAUCUUGCACGAUGAGGAGAUAAACAUUCAUACCUUAUAUUUACCCCGCAACAUCCCACCAGCUUUGCUCCGCAUCUCCGCAACCACUUCACUUACUACUACAUACAACAUGGCUAUUCCUCAAACCCAAAUCGCUGCUGUUCUCCCACCUUCUGGGGCAAAUGCCACUUCCAGAUUACAGAUUAUAAAUGACCGUUCGAUUCCUGUACCUACUGAGGGAGAGGUCCUAGUCAAGCUCGAGUACUCCGGCGUAUGCCAUUCGGAUGUCCACAGCGUGCGCGGGGAAACCCCCAUGUUGACGGAUGUAGCGGGUCAUGAAGGAGUGGGAAAGGUGGUGAAAGUGGGCAGUGGUCUCGACGAGCAAACGUGGAUGGGACGAAGAGUUGGAAUACGAUGGCUCUAUAGCUCCUGUUUGGCGUGUGAGAUUUGCGCUAUCAAUAAUACGGCGUGUCCUUACCAGAAGAAUGCUGGAGCGAAUGUCCCAGGAACAUUUCAACAAUACGUCGUCAGUCCUGCGAUUCAUGCAACUAUAAUCCCUCCUGAGCUAGCACCGGACGUAGCUGCACCACUCUUGUGCGCGGGCAUCGCUAUGUACUCCUCGAUCAUGAAGACCAAAACUCGACCCGGAGAUUGGAUUGUGCUUCCUGGAGCAGGUGGAGGCCUAGGACAUAUGGGUGUUCAGAUUGCUGCUAAGAAGGGACUCAAAGUCAUUGCAAUUGACAGCGGCGAGAAGAAAAAGCAGCUGUGCCUCUCCCUAGGAGCCCACGCCUUCCUAGACUACAAAACAGACGACGUAGAGCGUGAGGUAAAGACUCUGACCUCAGGGCUAGGUGCGCAUGCUGUCAUCUGCACAGCCAAUAACGAGCCAGCAUACACGCAGAGUAUGAAAAUGCUUCGCAGCUUGGGUGUUUUGGUAUGCGUCGGUAUACCGAGUGUGCCGUUUAGGUUACCGGCGACGCCAUUUGAGAUGAUUGUGAAAGGACUAACAAUUGUUGGCAACUCCGCCGGAACCGCCAAGGAGAUGGAAGAGUUGAUGGAGAUGGCUGUAAGAGGCGAUGUGACAGCACAUAUUGAGUGCUUUGAGUUCGACUGCAUCGAUGAUGUCCUGCAGCGACUGGGGCGAUCUGAGAUCGAGGGACGGGCUGUUGUGCGCAUUCCUGAGUAAACCGGAGUCUUUGCUCAUUAUCAUCACAUGCAGAUAAUCUGAUGACAAGCCACGUUCAGUACGACGUACAGUACAUCUACAUAGUUAUGUUUAUAUCCGAGCCAUAGCAACAAACUGUCGGCCCUGACGAUGAUUAUUAGCCGUUGGCUUUCGUGAUCUAUUGACUCAGGUGAUGUGUUGCGUGGUGAUGUACGGAGUAAUCAGGGCAGUUUGAGAUGGGGCCAAAUAGCCAACAGGGGGCGACUUAUAACGUUCUAAACAUUUCAUUUCUGCUAUUUCAGUCAUAAAUCACGAGACAGUCUUUAAGCUUCUAAAUAGCUGACC